This is a messenger RNA of Dichotomopilus funicola, 3237 nucleotides long. RefSeq names its product ribonuclease H-like domain-containing protein. Gene Ontology annotation, molecular function: single-stranded RNA binding; RNA endonuclease activity; protein binding. Gene Ontology annotation, biological process: regulatory ncRNA-mediated post-transcriptional gene silencing. The record is from RefSeq and is a predicted model, not a curated record. Bases 1 to 3237 code for a protein of 1078 amino acids. The transcript is spliced from 6 exons. NCBI's taxonomy places the organism in Eukaryota, Fungi, Ascomycota, Sordariomycetes, Sordariales, Chaetomiaceae.
AUGUCCGGCCGUGGUGGGCGUGGUCGUGGGGGCGGUAACGAUGGGUUCCGUGGAGGUGGUGGUCGUGGAGGGUAUGGAAGCGGCGGAUAUCAGGGCGGAGGCCGUGGUCGCGGCGGUGGAGGAGGCGGUGGCGGUGGAGGUCGUGGUGGUGGUGGUGGAUAUGAUGGCGGUGGACGCGGUGGAGGGCGUGGAGGAGGAGGUGGUGGUGGAUAUAGGGGUGGUCGUGGUGGCGGUGGAUUCAGGGGUGGUGGUGGAGGAGGUGGUGGUGGUCCGGACGUUUUUACUGAUCCUUCAGGCCAAGUCCCACAGCCCGACGUUAAGGUCACCGAGCUUGAGGAUGCGUGGAUGAAGAAGCAUGGCAUCUCACCACAAGCCAAGCCAGGUCCUCAGCUCGAGACCGCGUUGGCUCGCCUCACGAUCCAAGAUCCGCAGUCUGGGCUUACGCAGCUGCCCAAGCGUCCCGCAUUUGGCACCAACGGCACGCCCAUUAUUCUCUGGGCCAACUACUUCAUGCUGAAGAGCAAGGUCGAUCAUCUGUACCGGUACGACGUCAGGGUCAUGCCUAAGAAGCUGUCCCAGAGCGAGGAAAUGGAAGCCACCACUAAGAAGGCCGACGAUAGAGAGAUCAAAGGCAAGAAGCUGGCCAAGAUCAUCGAGCUCGCGCUCAAGCAGCUUAAGGGGAAUCCCACCUACGCGACCGAGUACAAGCAACAGGUGAUCACGCUCCAGAAGCUGAAGCUCUCAGAGGAUUCCUUCGAGAUGGUUACGCUCGCCGAGCCCCCCCGGAAAACCGAAACAUGGUAUGUUCGUUUCGACGGACCAACCUCGAUCGACAUCAGGGGCCUCACCAGCCACCUUCUCAGCCUAGAGGACAGGGACAACGACGGGACUUUCCCCAAGUAUCUCGCCGAAAUUGACUCGCUCGGAGUGGUCUUUGGCCACGGGCCCCGGUCCGACGCGGGCACGGCCGCAGUCGGCCGCAGCCGGUUCUUUGCCGUGGAUGGCAGGAGAGAUGGUGCCGAGCUGCAUGACCAACAAGCACUCAUCGAUAUUCUGCGCGGCUACGUGCAGAGUGUCCGUCCCGCCACCGGCCGGCUGCUCCUCAACACCAACGUCACCCAUGGCGUGUUCCGCAAGGAGUUCGCCCUCGUCAAGUUGUUCGAGCGGUUCGGUCUCACGGACAUAAGCGGACCCCGACAAGACACUAAUAAUGAAGUUCGUCGGAACCUGGACAAGCUGCACAGGUUCCUUGCCAAGUCACGGAUCCGAUGCAAGAUACCCGGAGACAGGCCCGGCGAGUACUUGACCAGCGACCGGGGCAUGGCCGGUCUGGCGGUGAGGAGUGACGGAGGUGGCGAGCCAAAGGGAGAGGGGCCUCAGUUCACAACCAAGCAGCGGUUCGGCACGCCGGCGACGGUCCAGUUCUUCCUGCGCGCCGCGCCCCCCCCGGCCUCGCCUCCCCCGCCUGGCCUAAAGGCAAACACGAUGGUGACGGUUGCAGACUAUUAUAAGAGCAAAUACAAAAACAGCAACUUCAACCCGAACCUCCCGCUGAUCAACGUCGGGACAUCAAAGAAGCCGAUUUACUUUGUGGCCGAGCAAUGCACGCUUCUCCCCGGCCAGCCGCUGAAGGCCAGGCUGUCGCCCUCUGAGGCGGACUCCAUGAUCAGAUUUGCGUGCCGGAGUGCUCCCCAGAACGCUCAGUCGAUCACGACGGCGGGACGAGCCUUGCUGAAACUAGACGGCAAUACGUUGCUUGACAAAUUCGGCCUCGACGUCGGCAAGCAGCUGGUCACGGUCAAGGGUCGCGAGCUGACUCCUCCAUUCGUCACUUACAAGCAGGGAUCUUCACCGUUCGACAUCACGCCCACAGACGGCGGUUGGCUCAUGAAAAAGUUGCGGGUGUGGCAGAAGGGGGACGAGAUCAAGAAUUGGACCUAUCUGGUGAUUCACGAGCAGACCGGGAGGCUUGAUAUGUCUCCCCAGGAGGCUGUCGCUUCGUUUGGCCGUUUCCUCCGGAACGACAUGGGAGUCAACAUGAACAUGUCGCCAACUCCGGCCGCCGGCUACAAGACCUCGGAUGGUAGCCCUGCGGAUCUGAAGAAAAGGUUCGAGGCGUUCGCCAAGAGCAAGAUCCAAUUUGUUCUGGUGCUGCUUCCUUCCAAGGACGCCACCCUUUACAACGACGUGAAGAAGGUGGGAGACGUCCACACGGGCAUCGCGACCGUCUGCGUCCAACAAAGCAUGAUCACCAAGGGCAAAGGCCAGCAAGGGUACUUUGCCAACGUUGGCCUCAAGGUCAACCUCAAGUUUGGGGGCGCCAACCACCGGGUCCAAGACAAGACCCAGCUCGUUUCCAAGACGAUGUUUGUGGGCUACGACGUCACCCACCCAACCAACCUACCAUCGGGCGCAAGCGACAACGCGCCCAGUCUGGUGGGCCUGGUGUCGAGUCUGGACGAGAAUCUGGCCCAGUGGCCGGCCGUGGCGUGGGAGCAAAAGAGCCGGUCGGAGAAGGUCGGAGACGACAAAGGUAAAGAAGACGACAACCUGUUUGUCGAGAACUUCAAGGGGAGGAUCCGGCUGUGGCAGAGGAAUAACGCCGGCCGGUUGCCCGACAACAUCAUCAUCUUCCGUGACGGCGUAUCCGAGGGCCAGUUCAGCAUGGUCAUCAACGAUGAGCUGCCGCACAUCCGCGCCGCCUGCCGCGCCGUGUAUGCGGCCAACGUUAAACCGCCGCCGAUCACACUCAUCGUGUCGGUCAAGCGCCAUCAGACGCGCUUCUACCCGACCGACCGCAACCACAUGCACCCUAGAUCCAAGAGUCCGAAGGAGGGGACCAUUGUCGACCGCGGCGUGACGAAUGUGCGCCACUGGGAUUUCUUCUUGCAGGCCCACGCCUCGCUCCAAGGCACGGCCCGUCCGGCCCAUUAUACCGUUCUUGUCGACGAGAUCUUCCGAGCCAACUUCGGCGCUCAAGCCGCCAAUCGAUUGGAGGAGCUAACCCAUGACAUGUGCUAUGCCUACGGGCGCGCCACCAAGGCCGUGAGCAUCUGCCCACCCGCGUACUAUGCCGACCUCGUCGCCACGCGCGCGCGUGUGCACAAGAGCGAAUUCUAUGAAGACACGAAGACGGUUAUGUCAUCGAGAUCGGGCGUAACGACCACCGCGAGUGAGGCGGAAGUGGCGGCGCGCAGGGUGCAUCCAAAUUUGGUGAACUCGAUGUAUUACAUUUGA